UCCGCCAGUCGCACUUUAAGCGUUGCAUCAGCUGCAGCGUUUCACCGUUUCUCCCGUGAAAUCGCAAUCGUUCUCGAUCGCGGACAAUUUAUCGCGAUAUCGUGUGCCCGAUCAAAUUUUUAAAAACAUUUCAAACAUUCUCCGGUAGAACGUGGCCAAGGUUCGGGACGACGAAUGCCGGUGAAUUCGGAUACGCGACCGAUUCGUACCUCCGGGGACCGACAAGUAACGAGCGAACGACCUAGGGCUCGACUCAUGAUGCAAUAUCCAAACAUCGAUAUACAAGAGGGGAGAAGGAUUCGUAGCGUGCGAAGAAGACUUUUUCAAGACGACGAUGACGAUAAUGAAACGGAAUCGGGGCGAAAUUCCCGUAUCGAGGACAAUGUUGCCAAUUGUUUUUUCGAAGAGGCUCGAAAAUACCGAGAGAACGCUAAGGAGAGGUGGAACUUCGACUUCGAGAAGGAGGAACCUCUACCCGGUCGUUACGUAUGGGUGAAGCUUGAUCAACACGGAAAUGAAAUUCGCAAUCCGUUGGAGACGAACAGCCGAGUAGAAAAUAUACAAACGAUGCAGGAAGAAGACGCACAAGAUGAUGACGUUACGAUGCAAGAUCACGCAGAGGAUAAGGAUGACGAUAAAAUGACCGAUAGUACGUGAGCAGAGAAAGAGAGAGAGAGAGAAAACAAUAACAAAAUAAAACGUAGUAACAAAAUAUAAUUUUGCUCAUCAUAAAUUUUGAUAAAAAAGGAAAGUGAUUCCUUUUUUCAAACUACAAUUUAUAAGUAAAAGUUAAAAAAAAAAUCGAUGAAAUUGAAGUCAGAAGAAGAUCAAAUUGAAAAUUGUGAAGAUGUUGAUUACAGAAAAAGGUAUUAAUUUGACUUCUAGUCAGAAUAGACGCUCUUUAGCCUAAAGAGUAUCUAGAGUAAACCAAAGUUUUUUUUUUUUUUUUUUAUUUAAAUUACAAAAAAUUUUGACUCGUAAUGACAACUCGAAAAUCGGAUGUCGAUUGUCGUGAUAUUUGUUAUUGUAUUAUUUAUCUUAAUUUUAUACCAUUUUACAUAAUUAUUUAAUAUUUAUUAUUAUACCUGCGUGCAAUACACGUGAUUAGUGAACGAAUGAUAUUAUUAUGUGAAUAUAAAUUAUACGUAUAUUAAAGUGACUUUAUACU
Molecule: messenger RNA, 1168 nt
Organism: Apis laboriosa (Himalayan honeybee)
Lineage: Eukaryota; Metazoa; Arthropoda; Insecta; Hymenoptera; Apidae
Exons: 4
Coding region: 175-657 (160 amino acids)
Biological process (GO): regulation of cell cycle
Cellular component (GO): nucleus
Molecular function (GO): cyclin-dependent protein serine/threonine kinase inhibitor activity
Source: RefSeq, a predicted model, not a curated record